CCUUUAUAAUUUCCUUAAUUAGUCUAAUCUGGCCUAGUCGGGAUCUUUCGUCGAUCUUUAUAUAAGAGUCACGUAAAUAUAUGGUGCAAGUUGUCAACUGACUUGCAUCAUCUCUUUCAGGCCUGCACGCUCACAGCAUGCCUGCCAUGGAAGGACGACAAUGUGAAGAAGAUCAGCAAGAAGAAACUCUUCAAAUACAACACCAAAACCUUCAGAGACAACAAGAAGAAAAACCGAUCAGCAAUCCUGUAGAGGCCGAGGAGGACAAAGAGUCGUUCCAUAAGAAGGAGGAGUGUCUCGGCCGGGACCUGCACGAAGUUGAAGAGAUAUUGGGGUACAAUUUUGAGAACAAAAAUUUGCUGGAGCAGGCAUUCACGCAUUCUUCGUUCUCAGGGGAUUGCAACUCGUACGAGAGGUUGGAGUACGUGGGGGACGCGGUGCUUAACCUGCUCUUCACGAAGGAGCACUACUUCUUGUACCCGGAUUUGCCGCCGGGACCGCUGACUCGUCUCCGUGCAGCCAAUGUCGACACCGAAAAGCUCGCUCGGGCCGCCAUUAAACAUGGCUUGCAUAGGUAUCUCCGCCACAAGAAACCUCUUCUUCUAGAACAAAUUCAAGAAUUUACGGUUGGGAUUUCACAGUACCCUUUGCAUUCCAAUGGGCUGAUUGACGCACCGAAGGCACUUGCCGAUAUUGUUGAGUCCUCCAUUGGGGCGGUUUUCAUUGACUGCAAUUCCUCCAUGGACACUGUGUGGACGGUGUUUAAGCGUUUGUUGGAGCCUAUAAUCAACCCUAAAACCAUUGGAAGACAUCCUGUGACGGAGCUUUAUGAAUUAUGCCAAAAGAGAAAUAUGAAAGUAAAGUUUGUAGAUUUAUGGAAGGAAGUUAUGGCGUUUGAGGUUCUGAUAGACGAUAGGCAAAUGGGAAGAGGUGAGUAUGGUCUUAAGAAGGAAAUUGCGCAUAACAGAGCGGCAAAGAAUGCGUUGGAAAACAUGGUAAGAAUACUUGGGGACAACUACAAAGAUCAUAUUGUGGAAGAUCGAUGAUCAUCAUCCAUCGUGCAUGACUGCAUACGCAUGCAUGCAUGCAGCAUAAAUAAUAUUGUAUUAACACACACACACAUAUAUAUAUAUAUAUAUAGAAAUCUGAACCAUGUGUUUUGAGGAUUUAAUUGGAAGAUCGAGUUUACGUACCAUGUUAUAUGUAUUUAUUAUGAAUGUGGGCGUCAUUUUGGUACAACAUUACCAAUCAAAAAGUAAGAUAUAUGUUCUUCCGAUUUUUUUUCGUGA
Molecule: messenger RNA, 1289 nt
Organism: Carya illinoinensis
Lineage: Eukaryota; Viridiplantae; Streptophyta; Magnoliopsida; Fagales; Juglandaceae
Product: ribonuclease 3-like protein 3
Exons: 3
Coding region: 138-1046 (302 amino acids)
Biological process (GO): siRNA processing
Cellular component (GO): nucleus; cytoplasm
Molecular function (GO): RNA binding; ribonuclease III activity
Source: RefSeq, a predicted model, not a curated record